Plasmodium relictum is the source of this 603-nucleotide messenger RNA. Its product is annotated as conserved Plasmodium protein, unknown function. Lineage: Eukaryota; Apicomplexa; Aconoidasida; Haemosporida; Plasmodiidae. The coding region runs from base 1 to 603 and encodes 200 amino acids. The record is from RefSeq and is a predicted model, not a curated record. The transcript has a single exon.
AUGAGUUUUAAAUUAAAAUAUUUUUUUAUUUACUUUGUAUUUAGUGUAAUAAAUAAAAAAUAUAUCAGUUGUUUGGAUGAAUUAAUUAAUUCAAAUGAAAGUGAAAAUAAGAUUUACUUAAAUUUUAUUAGUGAGGAUAAAAACUAUGGAUGUACAAAUUCGGUAGAACGAGAUUUGAUAAAUGGUAAAAAAUUUUUAAAAAGUAGUGAUUUAAAUGAGAAAUUAAAAAUUAAUAACAGAAGCUUUUUUAGUGUAAAAAAUUCAUUUCAUAAAGAAUUUUUAAUUUACUUUUUUAAGUCAAGUGAUAAGUUAAUUUCAAACGAUUUUUAUAAAAUAUUAUUUGAUUGUGCUGAGUCAUCAUCAGCCAAACCUUAUUUAGUAGAUAUUUGUGUAAAAAAAUAUUUUAAAAAAUAUAACAUUGACUUUUCCUCAACAUGCUUGAGUUGUUUCACUGAAUUUAUUGGAUGUACUUUUAUUUCUUGUAAUAAACAGUGCUCAUUAGAUCAAUGCAGUUCUGAAUGUAAAACAUGUAGUGAUAAAAAUUGUUUUAAAAAGUUAUUAAGUUGUACUAAAUUAGACAAAUUACCAGACCCAUGCAAAUGA